Messenger RNA from Penicillium cataractarum, 165 nucleotides. Its product is annotated as DUF5310 domain-containing protein. The coding region runs from base 1 to 165 and encodes 54 amino acids. The transcript has 3 exons. NCBI's taxonomy places the organism in Eukaryota, Fungi, Ascomycota, Eurotiomycetes, Eurotiales, Aspergillaceae. Gene Ontology annotation, biological process: outer mitochondrial membrane organization. The record is from RefSeq and is a predicted model, not a curated record.
AUGGCUAAUCUCCCCAACUUGCGUCGCCUCUUCGUCGAGGCCCGAACGGAGGUCGAGGAGAACGAGUACUCUCGAACAGCGUUUUACAAUCUCGUCCUAUUCAUCUCGUCGGUUGCCGUCUUCAGUCUUGCCGCUCAGCGCAUGAGCGGUCAUAAGGCCCGAUGA